ACAGUGGAUGAGCGUGAGUUAACGCAGCGAGCAGACGCGCACUGGUGAAAUAUUGUGCAGAGACUCUGGCAUUGGGAGAGAGAGGUGCUGCGAGGGUGAUAACAGAAGCAUGGUACAGCAGACGGAGAACUGCGAGACGGAGAGUUUGUCCAGAGAGGCGACCGACUCUGACGAGAGCGAGUUUAUGGCGUGCAGCCCGGUGCCCGGCUCCGAGAUGAACCCGGACUGGUGCCGGACAGCCACUGGCCACAUCAAGCGGCCCAUGAAUGCGUUUAUGGUAUGGUCCAAAAUCGAGCGGAGAAAGAUCAUGGAGCAGUCGCCAGACAUGCACAACGCCGAGAUAUCCAAGCGCCUGGGCAAACGCUGGAAAAUGCUGAAGGACAGCGAGAAGAUCCCGUUCAUCCGCGAAGCCGAGCGGUUGCGCUUGAAGCACAUGGCAGACUACCCUGACUACAAAUACCGUCCGAAGAAAAAACCAAAGCUGGACAAUAACUCGUCCAAAUCGGCGCUGUCUCCUGAGAAGUCAUGCGCGAAGAUGCCGAAGAGCGGCGGUGCUUCCAACAAGAAGUGUCCCAAACUGAAAACGAGCAAGUCUGGAAGCAAGUACGCGGAUGACUACGCGUACAAGAGUGCCAAAGUGGCAAAAAUCGUGAAGAGCGAGUUUACGGAUGAUGAUGACGAUGACGACUACGAGUAUGAGGAGGAGAGGACGCAGGCGCGCUUAAAGGGCCUAGACGACGAGGAGCAGACUCGCGCAUAUAGCGCGGCUAAAGUUCCCGCCAGUCCCACGCUAAGCGCCGGCGCAGACCCGGAGACCGCCAGUAUGUACGAAGACGCAACGCGGAGCUCAGCGCCACACGGCGCGCGCCUCUACUACAACUUCAAGAACAUCACCAAGCAGAGCCCGGCGUGCACCUCCUCCUCCUCGUCGUCCUCCCCAGCCUCGGCGCGGUCCGUGUCCACAUCGUCCAGCUCGAGCGACGACUCGGACGACCUCCUGUUCGAUUUCAGCCUCAAUUUAGCGGCAGCUUCACAGUGCUCCGAGUCGGGCGGCCUCGCUUCAAAUCUUUCUCUCUCCCUAGUGGAUAAAGACUUGGACUCGUUCAGUGAAGGCAGCCUCGGCUCGCACUUUGAGUUCCCCGACUACUGCACACCCGAACUGAGCGAAAUGAUCGCCGGCGACUGGCUCGAGAAAAACUUUUCCGACCUGGUGUUUACGUACUAAAAUAGUAAUAACGUUCGGCAGAAGGACUGAAAACAAAAUGAUGAAUUUGACGUGUCGUGUACACGUUUGUUUGUUGUGAUCCUCCAUCACCUUGCGGUGUAAGACUGCUUAGCAGUUUGGGGGAAGGGAGAGAGAAAGAUUGGAUGAGUAGAUGGCGUACGAAGAAGGGUACUGUAGCAGAGAGAGAGAGAGAGAGAGAGAGAGAGAGAGAGAGAGAGAAAGAAGGAAGCGUAAAUGAAAACAGACUUUUUUUCUGGCAGCAUGACAGGGUUUUAAGGAUUUUUUCUGUAGGUCUACAAUAUAUCGAUCGACUACAGUCGGGCCGCAAUGGGGAAAAAAUCUGAGAACUUCUAUGCAUCUUUAACCCUCUUUAUAACUGCAGGGAGAUGAACUCAUUAAGACUGUGGACUGACUCGAAGCGAAUCUGUGAACUUUUUUCACCGUUCAUUCAGGACGCCAGCUUAAAACAAAACAAACAAACAAAAAAACACGGUCGUUUCUGUUCUUUCGAAAGGUCUUCUUUUGUCUGUUUUUAUACCCGAUUCUCGUUUACCUACCGGCGUGAACCUUAAAGCAGCCUAUUUUAAUCCUCUCCGGAGUCACAGUUGUCGGAGGACCCGUUUUGAUACAUAAACAGACCUCAUGUUUUUAAAAGAAAGCAAACUAUUUUCAGGCGUAUUUUUGUACAGUGCAAAAAAAAGGGGGAAUGUUCUUUACCGCGCGCUCAGUGAGUUUCAGGCACUUCUUUCCCACAUUAGUUUAUCUGAGCAUGCAAAAGCGAGUUCCAGAUCAAUUCAGACUCGACUCAGCAAUGCCUUGUGAUUUGAAGCUUUUUUGUUUUUGUUUUUGUACAGUUGUAGAUCAGAUUCGUCCAGUACUUGUAGAACAUAAUGGCAUUUGUAAGGGAGAGAAAAGGAGAGAAAAGAGAUGUACCUCCAUGCUGGUACUAGUUUCCAGAUUGUAUAUGUACUGUAAAAUAGUAAAAGUUAGGAGUUUAUGUAUAUCAUACUCGUGAUAUGUGGAUGGGUCCCAAAUCGCAGGUGUGAAACUGGAUUUUUUUUUUUAUUAUUAUUAUUAUUAUUUGUUAUGGCACAUAUUGUUUCCCCUUCAUUUUUCUUUUGUUUGUGCAAUAUAUUUACAUGUAAAUGCAGACCAUCUACAUUUUUAUUGUAGCAAAUGGUGGCCAGGCAGACAUGUGGGGUAUGAACAAUAUGAUCUGUCACCAUGCUGAAGUCUGUCUUUACAGUGAUAAGGAAAGUAAUCAGCUGGAACUGAUGGAAAAGAAAUUGAGAAUGACCACAUGACAUGAUGCAUUACUGUGGAUAGAAAAUAAAUAAAUAAAACCAGUAUCCCUCUAAAAACAUUUGAUUUACUACAAGAAAGCUAUAGAAAAUGACCCUGUUUAAAACAAUAAUAAAAAUUUGGCAGGUAUUGAUUGUAGGUAAGCUGGCUGAAAAAAUGUCAAGCAAGCAAAAAGAAAAGUACAUUCCAUAUCCUUGUUUCAUAUGAUGGAACGUAUUAUGUUCAACGUAAGACUGCCUUCUUUUCUAAAUACAACCAUAGACCUGUAUUUUUUUUUGGUUUCUUGCACUUAAGCAGAUUUUGUUUAUUUGAUGUGGGUCUUACAUGAAGUCUGUUUCGAAUACGUGUUCGGGAAUGUGAAAACCAAGAGAAGUGGUGACGCAUUGAGCAGCAGUUGCCUCACAUUCCAAGUGUGAAUCUCUUUGACUCAUGUUUUAAUAAAUAAAUAUCUACACCAUAAA
Messenger RNA from Ictalurus punctatus (channel catfish), 2988 nucleotides. RefSeq names its product SRY-box transcription factor 11a (gene sox11a). The coding region runs from base 110 to 1225 and encodes 371 amino acids. NCBI's taxonomy places the organism in Eukaryota, Metazoa, Chordata, Actinopteri, Siluriformes, Ictaluridae. The record is from RefSeq and is a predicted model, not a curated record. Gene Ontology annotation, molecular function: RNA polymerase II cis-regulatory region sequence-specific DNA binding; DNA-binding transcription activator activity, RNA polymerase II-specific. The transcript has a single exon. Gene Ontology annotation, biological process: negative regulation of transcription by RNA polymerase II; positive regulation of transcription by RNA polymerase II; neuron differentiation.